Messenger RNA from Mollisia scopiformis, 888 nucleotides. RefSeq lists its product as uncharacterized. Lineage: Eukaryota; Fungi; Ascomycota; Leotiomycetes; Helotiales; Mollisiaceae. The coding region runs from base 1 to 888 and encodes 295 amino acids. The transcript has 2 exons. The record is from RefSeq and is a predicted model, not a curated record.
AUGCUACAACCGUCCUCCUUCACAGAGCCAGCAAUUGACUCCAGACCUACACCGACUAGCCUUCGCUGGAACCCCCAUAGUCGACUGCUGGAACUAUACAAGUUGAUUGUUGGCAAAGAAGAAAAAGAGCCAUAUUUUCAAUUAUUUGAAGGAUGUGCGGUCACGAAUCAGACGCCAGCUCGUGUCUAUCUCGACUACCCGAAAGCUCCAAAGAAAGGUUCCUAUCCCUGUCAGUACCCAUGGGGGUGUAGCGGCAAACAAACAGUAUUUACCAGACCAGCCGACCUCGACCGCCAUUACAAGAACGUCCACGCUUCUCCAGAUCAGAAAGACUCUUUCCCUUGCGAUUACGCGCCGUGUGGUAGACACCUCGAUCCAUUCACGCGCAAGGACCACUACCGUGAUCACCUCCGCGACUAUCACAAGGAGGAUCUAGGCUGUGCAAAGAUGCCAAAGAAGCUCGGUCGAAAGGUGGGGCCUGCUGAACAAGCAGCCUGGCUAUCUGAGCGCAAAGUAUCGCGACGCUGGUGGCGAUGUGCUCGGUGUCUGGUGAGGAGACAGGUUCAAGUAGACGGGUGGGAAUGCCCCAACUGCAAGUCUUCAUGCGAGCAGGACCGAAUCGAUGCUCGUUUGAAAAAGCAACAACACCAAAAGGCCAUGGUUGUCGAUCCAACUGAGCCUGAUGAUGAAGUGGGAUAUCAAACUGCAAGCUCUGUUACAACUACUGUACCAUCGACUGCUGCCGACCCUUCGACGUACUAUGAAUGUGGAACUUGUCGAGAAUACUCUGGGUGGGUGUACGACGGUAUAGGAGAGUGGAACGAGUGUCCUGACUGCACCACGCGAGUUGCAGAGGCUUCUUACCCUGUUGACGACUAUUACCAAUAG